This is a messenger RNA of Daphnia carinata, 1790 nucleotides long. Its product is annotated as putative ankyrin repeat protein RF_0381. Lineage: Eukaryota; Metazoa; Arthropoda; Branchiopoda; Diplostraca; Daphniidae. Gene Ontology annotation, cellular component: IRE1-TRAF2-ASK1 complex. Gene Ontology annotation, molecular function: RNA endonuclease activity; ATP binding; protein serine/threonine kinase activity. The coding region runs from base 54 to 1631 and encodes 525 amino acids. The transcript is spliced from 3 exons. Gene Ontology annotation, biological process: intrinsic apoptotic signaling pathway in response to endoplasmic reticulum stress; protein phosphorylation; IRE1-mediated unfolded protein response. The record is from RefSeq and is a predicted model, not a curated record.
CGUACGGCAUAACGCAGUUUGUCUCUUUCUUACGGUAUUACAGGUAUUAUGCAAUGGAAAUGUGUGACGCCACUUUGGAUCAGCUGUUUCUGGAUCCGGAUAAUCCCAAAAAAUACAAAGGACGUAUCCCACCUUUCAUUGACAUUUUCCAACAGCUAGCUACUGGCCUGGCAUACAUUCAUUCAAAGCAAUUAACUCAUCGCGACAUUAAACCGAAUAACGUUCUAAUUAAGCGACGUCCUGGCCAAGAUGAAGAGGCAAUAAUCAAAUGGGCUGAUUUUGGAUUGUCCAAAAAGGUUACCGAACGGGGAUCAUACACUUUGACUACAAUAAAGGGAACCGAAAACUGGUACGCCCCGGAGGUGUUAAACUUAUUCUUGAACAAAAAUAAAAAAAAAGAGGAUAAAGAGGCAGAAAAGAAAAGAGGCACCGUCAAAAGCGAUGUGUUUGUCCUAGGCCUCGUUUUCGGUUACAUUUUCUUGGAGGGAGAACAUCUAUACGGUUCGAAGGAAGAAAUUCACGAAAACAUAAUUAGAAAAGAUCCGGUGAAUAUGAAGAAAAUUGAUAGCGAGCUGCGAAAGUAUUAUGAGGAUGACUUACUAACGAAAAUGUUGGAACACGAUCCAGAAAAAAGAAUGAAUUCGACAGAAGUCGUCAAUCAACUGGCAUCCAUUAAGAAUAAAUUGACUGAAAAAGAAACAAAAUUUCGACAACUUUUUGCUGGUUACACUUCGGCUGAUCUAGUUGGAAGAAUCAACGACUUAAUUCGCCUUAGAAUCGAUGUGAAUGCAAAGGGCAAAUAUGGUGAGAAUAUGCUCCAUUAUUUGUGUGAAUGGAAUUCAAGCCCAAAUUUAAUUGACGCCAUUCAGCUCUUAAUCCAACUGGGAAUCGAUGUGAAUGCAAAGGACAAAAGGGGAAAGAAUGUGCUCCAUUAUUUGUGUAAAUCAAGUUCAAGCCCAAAUUUAAUUAAAGCCAUUCAACUCUUAAUCCAACUGGGAAUUGAUGUGAAUGCAAAAGACUCUGUUUGGGAACGGAAUGCGCUCCAUUAUUUGUGUAGACGGAAUUCAAGCCUAAAUUUAAUGGACGCCAUUCAACUCUUAAUCCAACUAGGAAUUGAUGUGAAUGCACGGGACAAAUUGGAAAUGACUGCGCUCCAUUAUUUGUGUGGAUCACAUUCAAGCCCACAUUUAAUUGACGCCAUUCAACUCUUAAUCCCACUGGGAAUUGAUGUGAAUGUAAAGGACGAUCGUGGAUGGAAUGCGCUCCAUUAUUUGUGUAGAGAGAAUUCAAGCCCAAAUUUAACUGACGCCAUUCAACUAUUAAACCAACUGGGAAUUGAUGUGAAUGCAAAGGACGAUGAUGGAAUGAAUGCGCUCCAUCAUUUGUCUGAAUCAAAUUCAAGCCCAAAUUUAAUUGACGCCAUUCAACUUUUAAUAGAACUGGGAAUUGAUGUGAAUGCAAAGGACAAUGAUGGAAGGAAUGCGCUCCAUUAUUUGCGCAAACCAAGUCCAUGGUCAAAUUUAAAUGACACUCAACCAGCCAUUCAACUCUUAAUCCAACUGGAAAUUGAUGUGAAUCCAACGGACAAUUUUGAAAACGAUGCUCGAACUUAUGUACGCUAUGAAGAUUAGCAACAAGGGAAAAAUCGGGAAAAAAAGCCGACGCAAUAUUUCGUGAUUGAAUCAUAACUCGUUCCUAGGCGAUGCAAUGCACUUUAACGACGGAAAAUUAAAACAUGGCGACUAUCGCACACUCGGAAUUCUUUUGUCAUUUACCCCUAGAAAAAUCAA